Molecule: messenger RNA, 341 nt
Organism: Staurois parvus
Lineage: Eukaryota; Metazoa; Chordata; Amphibia; Anura; Ranidae
Source: the annotation of a GenBank genome assembly
AUGCAGACUGCUUCUACAAAACAUCUGUGAAAGAAUGGGUCGCUCUCAGGAGCUCAGUGAAUUCACUCGUGGUACCAUGAUAGGUUGCCACCUGUGCAAUAAGUCCAUUCAUGAAAUUUCCUGGCUACUAAAUUUUCCACGGUCAACUGUAAGUGGUAUUAUAACAAAGUGGAAGCAACUGGGAACAAUAGCAACUCAGCCACGAAGUGAGCGGGGUCAGCGCAUGCUGAAGUGCACAGUGUGCAGAAGUUGCUAACUGUCUGCAGAGUCAAUAGCUAAAAAAACCUCCAAACUUUGCGUGGCCUUCAGAUUAGCACAACAACAGUGCAUAGAGCGCUUCA